CGCUUCCGAGUGCUUUUUGUGUGGCCAACUUCUGGAGCAGUAUUAGCGCGACGGUUUCAGCAUUGCGGAUUAACGGAAGAGUCGUACCUUGUCUGGAAGAGAGAAACAAGACACGAUGACUUCGACAAACAUGUUUCAGGGUCUCGACGAAGGAGCGAAACCCAGUUCGAGGGUUUUGCGACCUCCUGGCGGUGGCAGCAGUAACAUAUUUGGUGGUUGUGAUGAGGACUCUAGUGCUUCCAGACGACCAAACAAGAUGGCCUCCACGGUAUUUGCACCUCCAGAAGAGCCUCAAGGAGGUCCCAAACGCUCUAAUCCCCCAGGUGGCAAGAGUAGCGGAAUCUUUGGAGAGCCUGAGGCUCCAUCCUCUCAGGCUAAGCCUGUCCCUCCAGGUGGAGUGAGUAACAUCUUUGGUGGGCCAGAGUCAAACCCAUCUGUUGUUAAAAGUCAUCCAAACAAACCAAAGGACAACAUAGGUUUGGGUGCAGCCGUUGUACCUGAUCCACCAGCACCUCAGCAAAAAGUGAUUGAAGAAGUUAAAGUUAAGGCAGCGCCUGUCACUCCUGAGGCCACGCCCACAAAGGAGGAACCUGCUGCUGCUCCUGCACCUAUAGCCACAGCCACUCCGGAUGCUGAGUCUUCAGCCAGCCAGCCAUCGGAGAAGGACCAUGAGCCACGCCUCGGACCUCGCCCUCGCUCACACAACAGAGUGCUCAAUCCUCCUGGUGGAAAAUCCAGUGUGGUCUUCUACUAACCAGUGCCAUUUUUUUCUCACUGUUCCUCUCACUCCAGUCUCUUUUACUAACACUGCUACCUUAUAUCUUUCCUUUAUGCUACUGCUUUCAGUAUGUCCAGCUUUGUUUUUGUUUGUUUUUUUUUUAAUGCUUCCUCAUUGUGAGCUCACUCGCUUGCUUGCUCACUCUCUCUGUCUUUCUUCCUUCCUCAUUCCUUAAUUCUUGCACUUUCUAACUCAUUCCUAAACACUCUUUCUGCUUUUAUAUAUAACGGUUUGAGCGACUGUUGAUUUUGUUGCUUCCUCAAUCAAUCAAAUAGUUCAUGUUGCUUCAGUCAGCCUUGCGAGUUGUUUGUGUUUUAUGUGAAUAUGCUCUCUGAAUUUGAUAAUGUAUAGAAUACAAUCCUGUCAUGAUGAAACUGUAUGACGUCUAUGUAAUGUUUUAACUGGAACCACUGUCUAUCGCUAUGGCAACCGCACUCGUUCUAAUGCAGUGGUACCCAAGCCCUGUCUCAUCAAUGAUCUGCAUGGUUUUCAAUGCUCUUGCACACCUGAUUAAACUCAAGAAGGGCUUAGUAAUAAGAUAACGAGCUGGGGCUGGGAGGUAUUUCACAAAGUAGCUGGAGAACUUGAGCCAAAAUUUGACACUCUCCAAUAAGACAAGAGGUAAGGAACAGUCUUAUUGGGCAGUCUUUUCUUAUUUCUUGAAUUAUCCCACCCUUGGAAAAAUCCUGUCUUGUGAAAUAGCCACCAAGUGUGUCUGAGCAUAAAUAAAUGCAAAACUAGCAGUAGGUCCUUUGGACUGGGUCUGGAACUGUUUGUUCUAACAUACCUCUGAAACUUGGUUAGCGUUCUUUUUGGCUCACAGCCAUGCUGAAAACAGCACUAUGAUAUUGUGUCUUGUUCCCUUUUUUCUGCCUUUCUAUUUAGUGAUUGUAACGCCACUGGGUUCUCAGGGAGAAUAGGGAUGGAGGACCUGGUUGGGAGAGCUAGUGACAAUGUCUCUUUUGUAUGUAAGACUAUGCUUAAGAACAUGCACUGUUUAGGGAGGUGCUGAAGCAAUACUGAAACAAAUGCACUCCCAUAUAAACAGGCAACACCAAAGCACACAUGUACAUCAUCAAAUUAUAAUAAAUGUGACAAGGUCAAUUAAAACCAUGCUAACACUGCAUACUGUAUUUGUAAGGGAAUUCUCCAGCAGUUUUCAAACUAAUCUCUUAACUGCUACAGCUAUGGCAUAUGGUGUGUUGCUUCAGACAGAAAUUUUGACACAUUUUGUCUGUACUUGGUGAAAGAACAGAAAAUCUCGACUUAAAAUUGACUUAGAAUAAAAACCACUGCACAAUUGCCAAAAAACUUCCUGUUGGCUUCUUUAUAUGUGCAUUUUAAGUCAACAGGUUUUCUGUCCUUUUCUGAAUAUUGGGAGAAUGUCUGUGGUAUUCGAUUGUAUGUAACAGAUAAGGCAGGCAGAGAUUAGGUUGAGUAUGCUACAGAGUAUUCCUUUAACAAAGUGCACCUUAUCACUCUCUUUGUGCUGUUUUGGUUAAAUUGAGGAAUUUUUGCCAGGGAUGCCUGACCCUAGCCUGGAGGUCCACAGUCCAUGAUCACACACCAUUCUACUUACCCACCAAACCUGGUAAUGAACUGAAUGAGUUGAUCAGUUGAGUUUGAACAAGAAAAUCAUUGACUGUGCUGGACUCUAAGCCUCCAGGACUGGAACUGGACAUUCCUGCCUUAGGACAUCAAAAAAUACUCUGUGAAGAAAAAAAUACAUACAAAUGUGUAGAUGCUCUGGAACGUCCUCUUUUGUACUGAAUGCCAAAGUUUGAGUUAGUUUUCAGUUAUUGUACAAAUCACUAUUUCUGCCUUCAGCGAAACCUGUCUAUUUUAAAGUGAAAACAGCAGUGGGGAGGUCUCGAGUGCCACACGUUUGUGUGAAAAUGGUUUUCUCACAUGUUGCUGCCAGCCCUGCCCAAAGUGGCAGCGUGGUUUUGAGGUAAUGUCAGACAGACAUCUGUAUUACAAUAAACUUUUAUUUUGAUGAUUUA
Colossoma macropomum (tambaqui) is the source of this 2781-nucleotide messenger RNA. It is a transcript of the gene jpt2, whose product is annotated as Jupiter microtubule associated homolog 2. The transcript has 5 exons. NCBI's taxonomy places the organism in Eukaryota, Metazoa, Chordata, Actinopteri, Characiformes, Serrasalmidae. The record is from RefSeq and is a predicted model, not a curated record. Gene Ontology annotation, cellular component: nucleus. The coding region runs from base 116 to 754 and encodes 212 amino acids.